Messenger RNA from Talaromyces stipitatus ATCC 10500, 1155 nucleotides. RefSeq lists its product as uncharacterized. The coding region runs from base 1 to 1155 and encodes 384 amino acids. The transcript is spliced from 2 exons. NCBI's taxonomy places the organism in Eukaryota, Fungi, Ascomycota, Eurotiomycetes, Eurotiales, Trichocomaceae. The record is from RefSeq and is a predicted model, not a curated record.
AUGACUGCUCCAUCUCUGAGCUUGCGGAGCAAUAUCAACCUACAAUAUCAAUCCCCCCUAUUCUCAGUACUUCCUGCAGAAAUUCGAUCUCUGAUCUUCAAAUAUGCUCUGACCGACUACGAAGACAUCACCACUCACAUGUCAUAUGACAGGGAUACUUACUGGUAUCGCCCAGGAUACAUGGCAAAACGCCGUACAGCAACAGAACUUUUACGUACUUGCAAACGUAUCUUUCAAGAAACAUGGUUCCUACCUUUUGCUCUUGCAGAGCACUGUUUUUAUCUGACAAAUACUGCGAGGGCACCAAGUGAACACGUCACAGUGGCACGGAUGAAAGAAUACCUGACUACGCUCAGAGACUUUGCGCGGAACCAGGAUGGGAUGGAGAUACCACAGAUUGAACGUAUCAGGGUGUUCGCUCAAAUGUUCGUGUUGGAGGAUUCGCCCAGAUUACAGGAAGUACUUGAUAUGGAGGGCUUUCAGCCUAAACAUAUAACGAUUACACUUCGUUACACAGAUUUCUGGUUCUGGGAGCACAAUUCGCCUAUACACAUUGAUGCAAAAUGGGUGAAUACCGUGAGAUUCCCAAAGUCGGUCGCCACGAUCAGUAUGGACUUCGAGAUGGUCGACCGGCGAAAAGAGGAAAUUGAUUACAUCACAAAUCUUGCGGUGGAUAAAUGGUUCUUUCGGCGAGCAGAUGGAAUCGUCUUCAAAGCCAACAAAGAGGAUAUCAAGACAAGCCGAUGGACAGGAUCUUCAACCCUGGGAGAUGCCCGGUGGAUUAGAGAUGAAUCCAGAACAAACGAGAUUGAUUAUUAUGUCAAGACAGUGACGUGGAAACCUGUUCCGGAGUUUGAUCCCUUUACUGGUGGUGGAGAUGGUUGUCCGAAUUUGGAUAUACCUCAUGAUUUUCCUCGCCAAACCCCACCUUUUGGGAGAAUGCCAAACGUGCCGGUUGAUGACCUUCAGUAUUUGGACUGCUCUGACAAUUUGAGUGCGCAGCAGGUUUAUGAUAGUAUUCUGGGGAUGGACGAAGAGAUGUGGGAAGAAGCGAUGUCAGAAGAAGAGAUGUCAGAAGAAGGGAUGUCAGAAGAAGAGAUGUCAGAAGAAGGGAUGUCAGAAGAAGAGAUGUCAGAAGAAGAGAUGUCGGUCUAA